Molecule: messenger RNA, 1338 nt
Organism: Vidua macroura (Pin-tailed whydah)
Lineage: Eukaryota; Metazoa; Chordata; Aves; Passeriformes; Viduidae
Product: long-chain fatty acid transport protein 2-like
Exons: 5
Cellular component (GO): endoplasmic reticulum
Molecular function (GO): long-chain fatty acid transmembrane transporter activity; long-chain fatty acid-CoA ligase activity
Source: RefSeq, a predicted model, not a curated record
GCAGGGAGGGCCACAGGAGAAACAAAACGCAGCAGGAGCGAGGAGAGCAAACAAAGAGCAGGAACCGGAGAGCGGCGAACUCCGGACCCCGGCAACGCCGGCACGGCCGGCCCAAAGGUCGCCCGGCGGACCUUGGCCGCCGGCCCCGCCGUGCUGCUGGCCAUGGCGGUGCUGCCGGCUCUGGUGGCCGCCGCGGCCGUGCUGCUGGUGCUGGUGCCGCUGGCCGCGGCACGGCUGGUGCCGUUCCUGUGGGACGACCUGGCGUUCUUCGCCACCAUGGCGCGGUCAUCGCUGCGCUGCCGCCGGCGCCUGGCCGGCCGGCCGGCCGUCACCCUGCUGGACGUGUUCCGGCGGCACGUCCGGCUCCGGCCGCGCCGGCCGCUGCUGCUCUUCCAGGAUGAGACCUACACCUUCGAGGACAUCGAGCGGCGCAGCAACCGCGCGGCCUGGGCGCUGCUGCGGCGCCUGGGGCUGCGGAGCGGCCGGACGGUGGCCGUGUUCCUGCCCAACGAGCCGGCCUACCUGUGGACGUGGCUAGCGUUGGCCAAGUUGGGUUGCCCCAUGGCUUGCCUCAACUGCAACGUGAGGGGCCGGGCGCUGCGGCACGCGCUGGAGGCGGCCGAGGCCACCGUGGUGCUGGCCAGUCCUGAGCUCCGCGAGGCCGUGGAGGAGGUUCUGCCCGACCUGCAGCGCGACGGCGUCGCCGUCUUCUACCUGAGCGCGGCGUCGCCCACGCCGGGCGUGGAGGCGCUGCUGCCCGCCAUCGAGGCAGCGCCCGACGAGCCGCCGCCCGCCGGGCACCGCGCCGGCGUCACCGGCGACUCCAAGGCCAUGUACAUCUACACCUCCGGCACCACCGGGCUGCCCAAGGCCGCGGUGAUCACGGAGCUGAGGCUGAUGAUGGUGGCCAGCCUGGGCCGGGUCUGCGGCCUGCGGCCCGACGACGUCGUCUACACCGCGCUGCCGCUCUACCACUCGGCCGGGCUGCUGGUGGGGCUCGGCGGGUGCCUGGACGUCGGAGCCACCUGUGUCCUUCGUGCCAAGUUCUCGGCCUCUCAGUUCUGGCCCGACUGCCGGCGCUACAACGUCUCCGUCAUCCAGUACGUGGGCGAGCUCAUGCGCUACCUGUGCAACGCGCCCAAGCGCGCCGAUGACCGCGAGCACGGCGUGCGCAUGGCCCUGGGCAACGGCAUGAGGGCGGAGGUGUGGAAGGAGUUCCUGCGGCGCUUCGGGCCCGUGGCCAUCUGGGAGUUCUACGGGGCCACCGAGGGCAACGCCGGCUUCAUCAACUACACCGGCAAGGUCGGGGCCGUGGGCAGGGCCAACAGGUUCAUCAAG